Messenger RNA from Theileria annulata, 1341 nucleotides. RefSeq lists its product as uncharacterized. Bases 1 to 1341 code for a protein of 446 amino acids. The record is from RefSeq and is a predicted model, not a curated record. NCBI's taxonomy places the organism in Eukaryota, Apicomplexa, Aconoidasida, Piroplasmida, Theileriidae. The transcript is spliced from 11 exons.
AUGUUUGUAAAAUAUUUAUUUAAAAGAUUAAAAAUUUAUUAUUUUUAUCCAAUUUUUAAAUUAACAAAUACAUUUACAUUUUGUGAUUCCAAUACAUUUUUUACCAAUAAACAAAAUGUUUAUAUGUUUGGUUAUAAAAAUUCAUUACCAGAAGGUUUAAAUAAUCAUAAAUUAUUUCAAACAAUUGAUAAAAAUUCAAAAUUAUAUAUUUGGGGUUCAAAUAAAGAAAAUAUAUAUGUUAUAAAAAAUAUUAAUAAUAUACUUGAAAAUAUUAAUAACCACACCAAUGGUACUAGCAGUACUACUGGUACUAAUAAUACUACUAAUACUACCAAUACCAAUGCCAACACUACUAAUACUACCACUACCAAUGGACCAGACACCGUUACUGAAAAUGAGAAAAUAAAAUUUGAGAUGGAAGAGAUAAAAGAAUUUACAAAUAAAUUAUUAUAUAAUAAUCCAAAAAUUAUACGUAUGAAUAUUGGACAAUAUCAUAAUGCUUUCAUAUCUGAUGAUGGAACUUUAUAUUGUUCUGGUAAUAAUGAAUAUGGACAAUGUGGACAAAAACCUAAACAACUUUAUAAAGAUUCAACAUUUCUUAUUUAUAAACAAAAUAAUAUUAUUGAACAUAUUCCACCAACAAAAGUAAAAUUUAAAGAAAAUGUAAAAAUAAAAGAUGUAGUAUGUGGUUUAACACAUACAAUAUGUAUUGAUACUAAUAAUAAUAUAUAUUCAUUUGGUGAUGAUAAUAAAAUACAAUUAUUUUUUGGUGAAAGUAGAGGAAAAUCAAUAUUUGAACAUCGAUAUUAUAAAACUUAUCUUAAAUAUAUAUACAAUUUUUCACCAAUAAAUACAUCAACAAUUAUAUAUAAUAAUAAAGAAAAACAUUUACAAUAUGUACCAAUAAAAAUAAAUAAUUUAUCAUUUUUAAAAAAUUAUGAAAAUAUUAUUAAAAAUUCUAUUAUUAAUUUACAAGCUGGUAAUUAUUUCACUAUUAUAUCCAUUACACCCAUUAAUCAUAAUACUAAUGGUAGUAUAAUAAUUGGAAGUGGUAAUAAUGAAUAUGGACAAUGUGGUAGUAUGGAUCCAAUGACAACAGUACCAAAAAAAAUAAAAAUAUCAAAUAAAUAUGUUAAACAAUUAUCUUGUGGUUCUUCACAUUGUUUAUUAUUAACACAUGAUAAUUAUAUUUAUUAUUGGGGUGAUAAUAAAUUUAAUCAAUUAAAUCAAAAUAAAAAGAAGAUAAUAAUACCAGAAAAAUUAAAAAUGAAAGAAAAUGAAGAAAUAAAAUAUAUUAAAUGUUCAUAUAAUAAUUCUGUAAUAAUAACAAAAACAAUUUAA